AGCGCUGUUCAAAGAUCUGAGAAAGAGCUCGAGAUGAUGCGCCAUCAAUUGGGUUCAGCACUACCAGAUAGACCAGAAUCGUUUGAUCCACACAUCAGACAUCUGCUUGCAGCAAGAAGAUUAGAUCAGUCAGCGCUUGUUAAUAUGUAUCUGAAGUGCGGAGGUCAACAAUGGGCAGAAGCUGUAGACCUUGAUCUAGCGAUGGCGGUUGUAAAAUAUUGCAUGGACAGUCGUGUUGAUGGUUUGUAUCAUUAUUUGACUUUGUUGUUUUAG
Molecule: messenger RNA, 273 nt
Organism: Cylicostephanus goldi
Lineage: Eukaryota; Metazoa; Nematoda; Chromadorea; Rhabditida; Strongylidae
Source: the annotation of a GenBank genome assembly